AUGCACGGAAUAAGAUGGACUUCAUCAUCAACUGAUAGUAGGUUCUAUCUCGAUUUGAUGACACGUCACUCAAAAAACUGCACAGCUCAUACAGUAUAUACUUAUUAUGAGCGGAAAAAUGAUGCACAAAGGUCAGGUUUUGGCACCCAGGAAAUCCGUUUAGGAAAAGAUUCAGUGAAAGCUCUUGAUUGUUGCUCUCUUUGUCUACAACCAGCAAAGGAUCCUGUCGUUACAAAUGAUGGAUUCCUCUAUGAUCGAGCAGUAGUUCUGGAAUACAUUGUUUCUCAAAAAGCUGAAAUUCAACGGAAACUAAAGUUGUAUGAAAAACAGAAAGCUCGUUUAGAUGCUGAGACAAAAAUGAUUCUCAAGGCUGAAAAAGAGGAAGAAGCCCGACGAUUUCUAUCAAUGAAUACUCUAGAUACCCACUCAAAAGCCUCUGCACAAGCUGCUGAAGCAGAAGCUUUGGCCUCAUUGUCCAAUAAACGCAAUGGUUUGAAUGAAACAACUUCAUGUUUUUGGGCAUCUGGUAGCAAAACGAAUGAGAAACUGAACAAAGAACUCUUAGAUAAGCCUGAUACUGUUGUUCGCUGUCCAAUGAGUGGCAAACCAUUAAGGUAUAAAGAUUUAGUUGGUGUUAAAUUCACUACCUUUGAAGAUGACAGUAAGGUCAUGGGUUUUAGCCAAGAUAAACCAAUAGAUCGUGAAGUCAAAUAUUGUUGUGCUGUUUCCAAAGAUCCAUUAACAAAUGCUACAGUUUGUGUUGUUCUUAAAACUUCUGGAGCAGUUGUUACUAAAGAAGUUGUAGAUACUGUAAUAAAAAAAGAAAUGAUUGAUCCUAUUAAUGGUAAAAAAAUGAAAUCAUCUGAUUUUAUUGAACUUCAAAGAGGAUCUCUUGGAUUUGCUGAUGAACGAACAUUAUUAACUGCUAAACGUGUUAGACCAUCAAUGCAAACUUGA
This is a messenger RNA of Schistosoma rodhaini, 957 nucleotides long. The record is from the annotation of a GenBank genome assembly. Lineage: Eukaryota; Metazoa; Platyhelminthes; Trematoda; Strigeidida; Schistosomatidae.